Molecule: messenger RNA, 1128 nt
Organism: Cervus elaphus (red deer)
Lineage: Eukaryota; Metazoa; Chordata; Mammalia; Artiodactyla; Cervidae
Product: zinc finger protein 678-like
Exons: 1
Coding region: 1-1116 (371 amino acids)
Source: RefSeq, a predicted model, not a curated record
AUGGAUAUUGGAGAGAAGACUUAUAAUUGCUAUGAUUAUGGUAAAGUUUUUAACCAGUCUCCAAAGCUUGUUCAACAGCAGAAUAUUCAGAGUAAGUGGAAACUUUGCAAGUGUAAUACAUGUGGAAAAGUCUUUAGUAACUCACCAAAUCUAGGUAGACAUAGGAAAAUUCAUACAGGAAGGAAACAUUUCAAAGGUACAGCAUGUGGCCAAACCUUUAAUCAGAGUUCAUAUUUAACUGAACAUUUGCGAAUCCAUGCUGGGGAGAAACCAUACAACUGUACAGAAUGUGGCAAAACCUUUAUCUGCUGUUCAUGCGUUACCCAACAUAAGCAAAUUCAUACUAGGGAGAGACCUUAUAAAUGCACAGCAUGUGGCAAGGCUUUUAAGCAGAGUUCAACUUUAACUCAACAUCAACGAAUCCAUACUGGGGAGAGACCUUAUAAAUGUACAGCAUGUGGUAAGGCGUUUAAGCAGACUUCAGCUUUAACUGAACAUCAGCGAAUCCAUACUGGGGAGAGACCUUAUACAUGUGCAGAAUGUGGCAAAGCCUUUAUCUGUCAUUCAUUUCUUACACGACAUCAACGAAUCCAUACUGGGGAGAGACCUUAUAAAUGUACAGCAUGUGGCAAGGCUUUUAACCAGAGUUCAAAUUUAACUCAACAUCAGCGAAUCCAUACCAGGGAAAGACCCUAUAAAUGUACAGAAUGUGGCAAAGCCUUUACCAAUUAUUCAGUUCUUAUUCGACAUCAAAGAAUCCAUACUGGGGAGAGACCUUAUAAAUGUACAGCAUGUGGCAAGUCUUUUAAGCAAAGUUCAGCUUUAACUGAACAUCAGCGAAUCCAUACUGGGGAGAGACCUUAUAAAUGUACUGCAUGUGGAAAAGCGUUUAUCCAUUAUUCACUUCUUACUCGACAUCAACGAAUCCAUACUGGGGAGAGACCUUAUAAAUGUACAGCAUGUGGCAAGGCUUUUAGGCAAAGUUCAGCUUUAACUGAACAUCAGCGAAUCCAUACUGGGGAGAGACCUUAUACAUGUAUAGACUGUGGCAAAGCCUUUUCCCAGAGUUCAAGUCUUUCUCGACAUCAGAGAGUUCAUACUGCAGAGAAAUGUUAGAAAUGUAAGGAA